UCCAGUGGGCUUCAAGUGCGACACCGGCCAUCUCACACUCCCAGAUGGAAUCAGAGGUAAAAAUAUCCCUGUGCAGACACACACAUCCGGACAGCAGGCUAAUGAGCUGUGGGUGUUGCGACAUGCCAGAGAGGAUGCUGAGUUUUUGCGGGGGGAUGACAAGGUGAAUUCAACUUCCCAAGUUUACCCCUGUGGACAAGCCCUGAGACGCAGAGAUGGCUGUGAUGAGGAAGAGGUUCUCCUCUGUCUGCUCCUCUUCCUCGGCUGAAGAAGACAGUGCAAGCCUCUAUGACAGCGUUCCCGUUUCUGCCACUGAUCCACCCAGUGAACAAGAACAUCCCUAUGCAUCUCUGCUCGAUUGUCAUCGUGUCCAAGACUCUUUGCUGAGCUCCAACAGCAGCUUCACCGGAUACAGAGGCAUCCUCAACUGGAUCAUCAUUCUCCUGAUCCUGACUCAUGCUCACUUGUUUUUGGAGAAUUUCAUACAACAUGGCUUUUUGAUAGAUGUCAAAAAAGUGUUGGAGCAUCUCAUCGAGGACAACUGCAAUUGGCCAUCUGUCAACCUCAUACUGGCUGCCAACAUGUUUGCCAUCUCAGCUUUGCUCCUUGAAAGGUCUCAGGAAAAGGAUAUGCUGUCCCCCACCAGCGCUCAUCGUUUACAUCUCACAAAUCUGGGGUUGCUCCUGCUAUUUCCUGCUGCAGUCAUUGUACGGGAGCCUACAAUAUCAACAGGUGGAGCAUUCUUCUCUCUCUGGUUCUACACUGCUCUGGGGAUGAAGCUUUAUUCAUACCAGGAAACUAAUCGCUGGUACAGACAAGCUCAUUUAACUGAUGCAGAGACAGACAAGAAUGUCUCUGUUGCGCAAAAAGCCCACAAUGAGCAUCUAACUUUCCAAGAUCUGUAUUAUUUCCUGUUUGCCCCCACUCUGUGCUACCAGAGAGACUUCCCUUGUACUCCUAAGGUCCGGAUCAAUAAGCUACUGCACAGGCUGCUGGAAAUGGUCAUCGUUAUCCAGAUCAUGGUUGGAAUUGUGCAGCAGUGGAUUGAGCCCAUCUUCCAGAGAUCAGAAAACUCCUUCUCUAGUAUGGACAUCACUAUGAGAGUGGAGCAUCUGGUGGGACUGGUGGCACCAACCCAUUUCCUCUGGCUCCUCUUCUUCUUCUUGAGUCACUCCUACCUGAAUUUCUGUGCAGAACUGCUGCGCUUUGGUGAUCGUCAUUUUUAUGGCGACUGGUGGAACGCUACAACUCUGAUCACUUUCUGGAAGAAUUGGAAUAUUCCCUUUCAGAAAUGGUGUCACAGACAUGUAUACACACGGCUGGUGGAAAAGAAUGUGCCCCCAUCACGAGCAGAGUUAAUGGUCUUCCUGAUGUCAGCUGCUCUUUGUGAGUAUAUGAUUGCUCUGCCCCUGCAUAGCUGUCGUCUGUGGAUCUUACUCAUGAUGGUAUUUGAGCUUCUGGUUGCAGUAUUCCUCGGAAACUAUUUCCAGGGAAACUAUGGUAACGGCUUAGUGUGGCUAUGCCUGCUGCUGGGCCCUCUUCUGGCUGUGGUCACUUACUUUCAUGACCACUACAUCAGCUUCCAUCACCAUCAUCAUCAGUCAUCAUCCUCACCACUGACAUCAGACCACCGUCUUCCCAGUGCAGUUUUCCUGCAGCCUCAGUGAUCAAGGAGAAGUGAGAGAAAUUCUAUCAUAUUGUACUGUAUUUACAAGUAAACCAAGAGGAUAUGGCUGUGAUCCAAAGCUCAGUGAAGGCAAAGGAUACAUUUUGAUGGAGUUACAAUCCAUGAGCUCUACCCAGUUCAGUAAUAUUUAUAUAUGUUGUGUAGAUUAAUUAAUGGACCUAUUCCAUACUAGCAAAUUAUGCUACAAUACUUCCACAUCUUACAAAUAUUUAUGCAGUAAACAACUGAUUUAGAAUUUUUUUGUCUAAUUUUGUACUUCUGAAGCUUGUUGAAUGUAACCAAAAAAUGAAUUGCAACAUGGCGAGACUGCAGCAAUCUGAGCCACUGUGUUAGUCAGUAAAGGUCAAGAUCAUUCCUGUUAUAAUGAUGUGAGUCAGCAGCACAGAAGAUAAGGUUGCUGCUCACACACUGCUGUGUCAACAUGUGGUUAAGGAGCCCUAGUUCAUCUAAGUUUACCGUAAGUUUCAUGGACGUGGUCUAAUCAGGAAAUACAGGGAAUGAUUGUACCUCGUGGUUCAAUGAGUCCAAAUGUGGAAUGAUUUAAAGCACGUCUACCAGCCAAGUAAAGUUUGUGUAGGCCUUAACGACAGUUAGAAAUGCUUUGGCUUGUUCUCAUAAUUCCUCUGCUGUAUUUUUAUUUUAUAGCAUAUAAUAAAUUAUAGAGGCCUACCACUAAAAGAUGUGUACUAUUAUUGUGCUCAGAAGAUCACUUGAUUUUACAUCUUUAGUUAACUCUUAGUUACAGAACACAUUAGACCUUUAACAAAGUGAUUUGUCUCGUCUCAAUGUCUAUAAUGGUAAAAGUGAUGAUCAGUACAUGGUGCAUAGUCUGUCAAUGCUCUUCUUGUCACUGGAGCAGCGAAACACAAGGAGCCCAAAUUGUCUUUGUAUGGCCAUGGCCGUACAAGGGUAGGGUAUGUAUUUAUGUAUGUAUGUAUGUAGCCUGUUGCUUUCAAGCACUCAUCAAGUAUAGUGCUUAUGCAUGUACAUGACAGCAUAAUUAUAAUUUGCAUAGAGCCCUACAAACAAACUAUGCUGGAGUAGAAGGUAUGUACUGAGGUCUCCUUAAGCAGACGUCACCGACAGUAUCUGCCACGGACUAUGUCACAUGGAAAACAUACAUUAAACUUACUCACCUCAUUAUAUGGUAAAUUUAAAACUGCUGUAAUCGAUUUUUAUAUAUAAGCAAUGUAUCGAAAGACCACAGUUCCCUUUCAGCUCUGCAACGAAUUUCAGUGUCUAUAAAAAUGCAAUGUCUA
Siniperca chuatsi (mandarin fish) is the source of this 2946-nucleotide messenger RNA. Its product is annotated as diacylglycerol O-acyltransferase 1-like. The record is from RefSeq and is a predicted model, not a curated record. Gene Ontology annotation, biological process: triglyceride biosynthetic process. The transcript is spliced from 18 exons. NCBI's taxonomy places the organism in Eukaryota, Metazoa, Chordata, Actinopteri, Centrarchiformes, Sinipercidae. The coding region runs from base 216 to 1667 and encodes 483 amino acids. Gene Ontology annotation, cellular component: endoplasmic reticulum membrane. Gene Ontology annotation, molecular function: diacylglycerol O-acyltransferase activity.